AUGCUGAGCUCAUGGUUUGGUCAGCAGCAGCAGCAGCAGCAACAACAACAACAAAACGCUAAUGAAGAGGGCAAUCCAGAUAGGUUAUCUUCUCGUGCAACACCCAACAGGCCUUCACCUUCGUCACCCAAUGAUGUAAACCAAAACACCCGCGCGUCAGUGGAUAGGCCCGCAAAGCGCACCUUUCCAACUGCUUUUACUACCCCUCAUGAUGCUGUACUAGCGGAGCUUCAUGGAAUACAACUAAAGGCACCCGCAACGGACACUUCAAAUCGCCCUGCCUCUUUACGGGAGGAACAAGUCCUGUCUCCUGACUUAGACUCUACUCUACCUCUAUCGGAAGAUAAAGCCACAGCCCUUCGCACAGAAGCCAACCCAUCGGGUCGCACAUCCAAAGCCGCGUCACAGCAGCUACCCCUUGCCAGUUCUCCUGAACUCUUGAUAGACCCAUUUGAUGGCAUGUCUUUGGGAGUGCUUGUUCCGCACCAGGACAACCCCAAUGCUGAUGUCCAAUCCACUUCACAAAUUAAUCUUCUGAACGACGCCGAAGGAGGCGAUAAUGGUUCAGGAAGUCAAGCCAUUUGGACCAAUCUUUCCCGGGUGCUGGAAAUCCAGUCUCAGAUAUCCAAAAUGCAUCUGGAAAUGGAAAAUAUCAGCACAGCCAAGGUAUCGAAUACGAAAAGCAAUAAAAGGCAACAUAAAUCGAACAAUCCCACUUUGUUUGGGACAGCUGGUGGUAGUGCUUUCGACCUUACUUCUGAGGAUCCCGUAGUCCCUCCCGGUCUGCAUCAACCUAGGGAAAGGGCAUUGAGUAAUGUUUCAACUGUUUCUUCCGCGAAUGAUGCGCAUGACGAUGAAGAAGGUGUCAAUGUUCCCAAUGAAGAGGCGGAGAAAGCAAGGAUUAGGGAAGAAGAAUUUGCAAAGCUGGCCUCCCAGUUUGAAGGUCGGAAGGAUGCUAUCAAGGGUAUAAUGGACAAGUUAGAUGACCUAUCUCAAGCUUUGCACCAAUUCCAUCAUCUUCCUCCUCCACCUAUGCCGGAUGUUUUCAAUGACAUUCGUAAUGGCUCAUCUGGAGCCUCGUCCCCUCCUCUUGGCACAACCUCUCCCCUACAUAUGUCCGACAACAAAGACAAAGGCAAAGCGCCAAUUAGACCUCCAGGCACAGCUUCUGACCGUACAUACGAAUGGACACAACAGUACGCUUUUCCAUCUACCUCGGCGUUACAGACACCUCCUCCCAUUAACCGUCGAAAGAGCGAUAAUGCGAUAAUCGGCGCCUCCUUGAGCAGAACUGCGGCGGCGCAAAAAUCGGUACCGACAUUAAUGCUCAAUUCAGUGGACAUGGAGACACGGAUACCCGUAAUGGAUAGUCCUGCUUCCAUAAUUGGUAGUUUAAAGCAGGAUUAA
This is a messenger RNA of Psilocybe cubensis, 1407 nucleotides long. RefSeq lists its product as uncharacterized. The coding region runs from base 1 to 1407 and encodes 468 amino acids. Lineage: Eukaryota; Fungi; Basidiomycota; Agaricomycetes; Agaricales; Agrocybaceae. The transcript is spliced from 2 exons. The record is from RefSeq and is a predicted model, not a curated record.